ACUAUAUUCAGAGUUUUUUGUUAAAUCUUUGUCCUCAAAUCGCUCUUUCUCAAAAAUCUGGCAAAAGUGUCAAAUAGAAAAGAACAAAGUAUCUGAGAAAAUAGUUACAGAUAACCCUCCUUGAUAAAAUCCAAAAUGGUGUUAGGUCAAGCCUCCCGUGCUCUUGUAAGGCGAUUUACAACCUCCUCUGUCAUGAGGAGUCAAGGUUGGCAACAGGAGGGUAUCCCAGGAUCUGUAAGUAAACAAGAUACUCAGGAAAAUAAUUACAUCUUACGCUACAUAUUGUGAAGGCCAAGUGAUUCUGCACCAUCUUUAAGCAGAGAAGGUCACCACAAGUACAACAACGCCAUUUGCCAUGUCAACACACAAGACUGACUGAGGCAAAGUACACUAUAGUACAAACACUUAGAUUAUUCAAAGUAGAGCUUCGUAUAUAUUGAUCAUCCACACCAAAUUUUCUGGCGUCUCGUAUUUCAGCAAUAUGCCAAUGAAUUCUUGAGUCUAUUGAUUUAAUAAGGAAUAAGGAGGCUUCCUCAACCCAAUCCACCAAUGAUGCUGAUGAUAAUGGCAUUGAUGGCAAUGAAAUAUGGCCAAUGUUCUUUUAUUUACUAAGGCACACAUUAUUUUUAGGCUGCGGCUGUUCGGACCCGGUAUCAGAAGUGAGAGGUUGGGUUUAUUAAAAAAUAUUGGUUCUUCAAUUUAAAUUCACAUCAAAAAUUAUCAUUACUGCUAUUUUAUGUCUAUGCAGUUAUAUCUGGUUUAAUAAAUACAUCCGCGGUAAUUUAAGAGAGAGCGGCCCGAGUCUAUUUCCAUGGCCGCCAUCUUGGUUGCCUCGACCUGCGCACUUUUACGUGUUCACUGGUCGAGGCAACCGAGAUGGCGGCCAUGGAAAAAUAAAAUAAUUCACGUUUGCUAAAAUUAGGAAGAAAACUUUAAAAAUGUAUGAAAAAAUUGUCUUAAAUCGAUCUCUAUGCCUAACCUGAACCCUAAACCUAUCCCUAUGCCUAACCCUAACCCUAGAUCUAUCCUUAUGCCGAACCCUAAUCCUAAAUCAAUCCCUAUGCCUAACCCUAAAUCGAUCCCUAUGCCUAACCCUAACCCUAAAUCGAUCCCUAAGCCUAACCUGAACCCUAAAAACUAGCCGUAAAUCCACAAGUGAAAACACAUGGAAUUUCACACUCACUUUGGCAAGAAAACUAUAAAAAUUAACAAAAACAAUAAAAAAGGGUCCCAAAUAAUUAUAAACUGAAGAAAUAAUGAAAAUCCAACUUACAGUUUCAUGAAAUACACUUCUACACACUUUAUUUCAGGUUGCAACGAAAAUAUAGCCACAAAAUGAAGAAAUCUCCACACCCUACAGGCACCCCAAAGAUAUCAAAUAUGGCGGAACAAAAGAAAUGUGAUAAUGAGCCAACCAAUGAAAAUUUUAAAAUUAUAAUUAAUCAACAAAUAAAAUUUUAAUUCCGAAAAUGUAACUCUUUUAACAAAAAAUAAGAAAAAAAUAAAGGCAGUGAAUUCAAAACAAAGUCGCCGUGGGCCGCUCAAUCUGAAUCAGCCACAUCUGCUUCUGUAGACACAAUGAAUUCUUUUGACAAUUUCUGCAUUAGUUCACAAUGAAGUCAGUUGUAUCUACAACAACACGGUAUUAUACAUGCUGUCUGACGAUGUGCUAACAACCACAAAGUUAACAGACUUCCAAUACUCAAUGCAUUGAACCAUAAUGUGUGCACACUGCAUAUUAUGAUAAUUUACAAUAUGGGCUAUAUCAUGCUUUUAAACAGCAAAUUAGAAUAUUCAUGUUUAAAUGCUUUCUAAGUUCAUUUUAAAACACAAGCUAUCAAAAAAUUUUGAUUUAAAUAUGGUAAUAAUUUAAAAUUUCAUAAAUAUCUGCAACUUUUGCCAUUAACACAAUAACUGUAAUAAUGACCCUUCACCGGCUGUUAUGCCCUUCUCUGAUAUAAUUGUCUGCUAACAAAAUCAUAGUUAAAAGCUUGAAUGAUUUACAGAUUUAACUCAUUCCCGACGUUUACAAUGCGUUCUUCAGGGGUGAUGUUGAAUACCGGCGCAUAGCAACACAUCUCUCUCAUUUUUAUUUUAAAAUGGCAAUGAAAUCUCACAUUUCUCGAGACAUCCGGCGAUGGUGUACAGUAUAUAUGAACAUCCAUUUCCAAUGAAAACUCUCUCUUGCUUAACCAAAUUAUCUACACUGAAUGAAUGACCUACUACAACUAAAUUAACUAGUCUAGCUAGUCUAGUGGUAUUAUUAUAUUAUGAUGUAAUUAUAGUAACUUACAUUGCUAUUGUAUUACAUAAUUAUAUAAACCGUAUUGUUUAUAACUAAAAGUAGUUACUUAAAUUUAGUAUGGAAAUGUUGAAGCAGAGAGAGUAGAGAUUGCAUUUUUCAGGCUUAUUAUAAGUAAGAAAUAAUAAAGGCCCAUGUUUGCUUUUAUUCAAAGAAUAAAUUUUUGUUAGUUGCUAUUGGCUCAUAACAUCAGCUUACAAUGCCACAAGCAUUCAGUACUUUAAGACAUGCAAAGCAAGAUUUGGGGUGCGCAAUUUAUAAUUGCACUUUUAAAAAAAAUGUCUUAAAAUUAUUAACAUACAUUUCUAACAGAUACAUUAUUUUUUUUAGAUACCGGUACUGUAAAAAAAAUGAUAAAAAUAAUUGGAUUGCUUUACAAAUAAAAAAAUCUCCUUUGAAGAAUCAGAUAAUCACAGUAUCUUCCAUGAUCUCCCCAAACAUGAAAUAUAGAGUUAGAUACAAGCCAUGAUUGAAUUACACAAUUUUAAAAAAGCUCAUUAUUGAAUAUUAGAAUGGCUGAAUUAAAAUUUCAGAAAAUAAUCCACAUAGUUGCAAAUGUGAUAGAUAUAAUAAAGAAGUUUUCUUGAUUUAAAAUGAAAGAAUAUUCUCUGUUAUGGCCAUGAGGUAUGUGACAGCACUGAAUUCUUCAUCAACACAUCUUAUUGUACCAUAUUUUAUUUGAAUUCUGAUUUCAUAUUAAGCUUUCGUUCCCUAAAGCUGACUGUGAUUUUACUUUGAAAUAAUUUUGACAAAGGCUUUUUAUUUUCAGUUUCAAAAUAUUAUGCUUGUGUUUCUUUUGUCAGAAUCUUCCUUUCGACGUUCACAACAAGACCAAGUUGACUUUGUACUUCAUACUGUUCUUCAGCAGUGGUUUGACAGCUCCAUUCAUACUUAUGCGACGUCAUUUACUAAUCCAGUCUUCUAAGUAGGAAAAGCCUGUCAAAUAUGUCGGAGAGCGUGUUAUAAUAAUGUGUAAGUAAAAUAUAAAAUGAGCUUAAUUCUUUUCAAUACCAAAAUUUCAAGAAGUUUUUCCGGCAUGAGGCUUGCCAAGCUCUUUUCAGAUGCCCCCAGAGUGGCUUUACAUUAUUCUAAAAUAUAAUUGGUUGCCAAUUUCAGGUGUUUAGUCAGUUUGCUUUAUUAUGCAAGAAAAUUUGGCAGUAUGCUGAGAUAUGUCACACACAUUUUUAAUUUUAUUGAAUGUGAAUGUCACAUGUGUUAGGUAUAUUAAUUGUUUAAAAAAAAAUUUAAUCCCUUAAUAAUAACUCAUCCACACUAAGUGUUGUUGAUAUGACAUGUCAAUUGAAGUACCGUUAAUUGAAAGCAAGUGUUCUUAGGCAUGUAAGUGAAGCAGGAGUCUGCCCUCCUCGUUUUGGUUUAUCUAUUUAAAAGUUGUUUUUAAUUUUAGAUAUGUUGGUUCAAAAAUGUUCAUGUAAAGUAACUUUUAAAAUAUGAUUUCACAGGUACAAAAUACAUAGAAGCCUGAAAGCACACGUUGAAGAGGAAGAGACUGUGACUUCGGCCAUCUUUAUACAAAGAAACUAGAGCCAUUUUUAUUUCAUAUGGUUAUACUUAUACAUUGCUAGCCCAUGAAAAUUUGUUUUUAUAUACAUGAAGCAUUUUUAGUGAAAAGGAAAUAUAUAUCUAUAACCCAGGAAAACCGUAAAAAAAAUAAAAAAUCAUUCAAUGCUAUACACUUAAUUAUAUCAUUAUACUUUUUUGAGUAUGAAUUUUGUAUACCGCUACAGUACCCAUUAAUGAAAAUGCAGAAAGUUAAUAUUGGAGUUAUACAUUAAGAAAAUUAUUUUAACUGUUAAUGUCACGUUAGUAAUUCAGUUAAAAACAACAAUUAUCAAUUAGUGGCAUCCAAGUGUGCAGUGACUGUUAUUUAGUAUUGUUAUAUGUAAAUGUGGCAUAGUUCCUGUAAUAAAUAAUCUUUGAUAAUAAUUUGUGUUCUUAAUUUUUUGCAUUACUUGGUGUCAAAACAUAAUAGCUAAUUAAAAUAAAAUGAGUUCUG
Molecule: messenger RNA, 4316 nt
Organism: Lymnaea stagnalis (great pond snail)
Lineage: Eukaryota; Metazoa; Mollusca; Gastropoda; Lymnaeidae
Source: the annotation of a GenBank genome assembly